GAGAGAGGAGUAAAAAAAUUGUGAUUAUAAUUACAUUCGACUCAAAAAUGUUUUCUACUAAUGCAAGAAAAAACUUGAAUGCAUUCAUUCGGAAAAGCGUUUCUCUGCUAGAAAUUUGCACAAACGAGAGGUUGAUCAAUCACGGAAACGCCCUCCACUGCCAAUUAAUCAAAAUGGGACUCUCCUCCCACAAAUACAUCGCCGUAAAAUUACUGAUCAUGUAUCUAGACUCGAGGAAAUCCCUUGAGAUAAAUCAGAUGCUGAAGGGGUUCGAUGGCUUUAAUUUAGUCGUUCACAACUGUUUGAUCAAUGCAAACCUAAAAUGGGGCAAUGCGGCUGACGCGUGCCGCCUGUUCGACGAAAUGCCUGAGAGAAAUGAGGUUUCUUGGACCUCACUGAUUUCUGGAUUACUAAAACACGGGAAAGUGGAUGAAGCGAUCCAUUAUUUCAAGAGGAAUCCAUUUUCGGAUGUGUUUUCUUGGACUGCAACGAUUAGCGGGCUUGUAUAUAAUAGGCUGAGCUUUCGAGCAAUGAUGCUGUUUAGAGAAAUGCUUCGAUUUGGGGUUUUGCCUAAUGCAAUUACUUUUACUUCUGUGGUUAAGGCUUGUAUCGAGUUGCGGGAUUUGGGAUUGGCAAUGAGUGUUUUGGGGCUGAUUAUGAAGCUUGGUUUUGAGGGAAAUGUAUGUGUCUUGAAUUCUUUGGUUACUUUUUUUCUGCGGUUGGGCCACAUUGAUUCUGCGAGGAAGACAUUUGAUAGGAUUCAAGUGAAGGAUGUUGUUUCUUGGACGACGAUGCUGGAUAUGUACGUUGAGAUGGGCGAGUUGGUGGAAGCUCGUCGGGUGUUUGAUGAGAUGCCGGAGAGGAAUGAGGUUACUUGGAGCGCCAUGAUAGCGAGAUUGAGCCAGAGUGGCGAUGCAGUGGAGGCGGCAAGGCUGUUUCAGGAGAUGGUUCGUUGUGGUUUCAAGCCGAAUAUAUCUUGCUAUUCGAGUGUGAUCAGUGCAUUGGCCAGCCUGCAGGGUUUGGAAGGUGGGAAGAGCAUUCAUGGACAUGUGUUGAAGAGUGGUGUAGAUAUGAAUGUUUUCGUUGGUUGCUCUCUUAUAGACUUGUACUGCAAGUGUGGGAAUAGUAACGACGGGCGCUUGGUGUUUGAUGCGCUUCCACAGAAGAAUGUUGUCUGUUGGAACUCGAUGGUCUCUGGUUAUAGCUCCAAUGGCCGGAUUUCAGAAGCUGUGGAGCUGUUUAACCUUAUGCCUCAGAGGAAUAAUGUGUCGUGGAACUCGUUGAUUGCUGGCCAUCUAGUUGUUGAGGAUUUCGGUGAGGCCUUUGAAGUGUUCCAUCACAUGAUUUUGUGUGGAGAGCAGCCGAGUAAAUCCACUUUUUCGAGUGUGUUGAGGGCUUGCGCGAGCUUGGCCUCGUUGGAGAAGGGCAAGUAUGCACACGCGAAAGCUGUGAAACUUGGGUUUCAGCGUGAUCUCUUUGUUGACACCGCGCUCCUAGACAUGUACGCCAAGUCUGGAGAGAUCGGGAGUUCUGUGAAGAUCUUUAAUGGGAUGGAAAACAAGAACGAUGUAGUAUGGACAGCUAUGAUUCAAGGGCUUGCUGAGAAUGGAUUUGCAGAGGAAUCACUGCAACGGUUUGAGGAAAUGGAAUCCGUUGCCCCAAACGAGCUCAUUCUUUUGUCAGUGUUGUUUGCUUGCUCUCAUUGUGGUUUAGUUGAUAAAGGGCUUGCUUACUUCAACUCAAUGGAGAGGGUUUACGGCAUCAGGCCGAAUCAGAGGCACUACACGUGCGUGGUGGACAUGCUGUCUCGAGCAGGGCGUCUAUGUGAGGCGGAGAAGUUCAUAACGAGUAUGCCAAUGCCAUGUGAAGCUGAGGCGAAUGCGUGGUCCGCUCUACUCAGUGGCUGUAAAACAUACGGGGACGAGGAGUUGGGGGCAAGGGCGUCUGAGAAGCUCUCGGAGCUUGCUGAGGCGAAGCCUGGAGCGUAUGUCCUCCUGUCGAACAGCUAUGCUUCAGGAGGGCGAUGGGUUGAUGCGAUGAACACGAGAAACAUGAUGAGCCGGAAAGGGAUCAAGAAGAGCGGAGGUUGCAGUUGGAUCGAGCUCAGAAAUCGAGUGCAUGUGUUCUAUUCUCAGGAUGAGACUCAUACUCAAUGGACACAAAUGCAGUGGAUUUUGCAGCUGUUGAAUACUGAAAGACAAUCAUAUCUGGCUUGAAAAAUCUGGUCAUUUUCUUGGUUAACUCCAACCCUAUGUAUGUGCUUGUGUAAAAGAUGAUUGGAAAAACACAUACAUCUAUAUGGAGGGAAAUGAAGCUAUUAUUUGUGAAUCAAGAAGAUGGACAGAGAUCAGUGUGACUUUGGACAUCUUUUUGUGGAGCUAGCUUGGCUGCGGCUAGUUUUUAUCUAGAGUUCCUAACAACUCACAGAUGGCAUAAUGACGUGGAACGGGGGUCAUUUUAUUGGGUGAAGUGGCCAAUUUUAUUUUAUUUUUGGAAAAACAUAGAUAAAUUUUAUUGUUCCAUCCCAAUAAUAUGACUCGUUUAUCGAUCUUAAUAGAAGUCAGUAAUGACAAUUUUCAUA
Salvia miltiorrhiza (redroot sage) is the source of this 2581-nucleotide messenger RNA. Its product is annotated as pentatricopeptide repeat-containing protein At2g13600-like. Gene Ontology annotation, molecular function: RNA binding; protein binding. The transcript is spliced from 2 exons. Gene Ontology annotation, biological process: RNA modification. The record is from RefSeq and is a predicted model, not a curated record. The coding region runs from base 48 to 2216 and encodes 722 amino acids. Lineage: Eukaryota; Viridiplantae; Streptophyta; Magnoliopsida; Lamiales; Lamiaceae.